Molecule: messenger RNA, 1749 nt
Organism: Arthroderma uncinatum
Lineage: Eukaryota; Fungi; Ascomycota; Eurotiomycetes; Onygenales; Arthrodermataceae
Exons: 6
Coding region: 1-1749 (582 amino acids)
Source: RefSeq, a predicted model, not a curated record
AUGCCGAAUGAUGAAAGCUCUCGUGCCCGUAAGUCAAUUGGAAACCCGUUCGUGAAACGCGAGAACCAGGAAUGGACGGUUUCUUUGCAUCGGUCGAUGAUUCGGAGCGUCUCACCACCACCAACUCGAGGGAGGAAACGCCGAUAUGAAGCCCUAUGCCCCCAUAGUGUCGGCGAAGAAGCUGGUAUAAAGCCCGAAGAUCCACCAUCUAGCGAACAAAAUAUCGAUAUUGCGGCUAUAGAGGCCGGGCAGGAGGUUGUCAAAGACCAUCUUGAGAUAUUCUCCGCGCGACUCCGGGCUUCGACGCGGCCUGAACUACCACUGGUUCCCCGGCUCGGCCACGGGGCAUGGAGGGAUCUGUAUCAGAGGAACCAGCAUGAAGAUGGCAGACAUUUUGUUGUCCAUCAACAUGACCAUCCCAUUGCCGGGCCGCACUAUGACCUGAGACUGCAGUUUUCACGAACAAGCUCACUGAGUUUCGCCAUCAUGUACGGACUGCCUGGAAACCCAAACAGCAAAAGGCUGAGUAGGAAUGCAACUGAGACAAGGGUGCAUAACGUCUGGAACCACUUGAUUGAAUCUGCAUCUACCAUGUCAGGGAGCAUGAUUAUCUGGGACACUGGCGAAUAUUCUGUACUCUCGUACUACACUGGAGACACAAUGUUACAUACUGAUAAAUCUGACGCGAGCUGCUCAACAGAGGAUCGGGUCACAGAAAGCGAAAAACUUCGACGAGCAUUUCGCCAGCGGAAAAUUCGCCUAAGGCUGCAUGGCGCUCGGCUGCCACCAAACUAUACUGUAACUCUACGGCUUCCAAGGGAGAAUGAUGCAUCAACACAGCCAAGGAGGCCGUCAAGAAGAAUGCGUAGGCAAUUAAUACAUCAGAAGAGAGGUGACCCUACUACAUCAAGCUCCUCGCCGGAAAGGGAAGAUGAGCGAGCAAGAGCAGAUGAGCCAUCUCCCGGCAAAAAUUCUUCGCCUAAUAUCUCACCCUCACAUUCAGAUCAGGAAGAUGAGGUUAUCCGGCAAACCAACGCCUACACGGGCGCAACGAAUUCAAUUUCUUCCAUACAUCAACGAAAAUGGUACAUGACUUUAGAUCGUAUCAAUUCAGGGUUUGAGAAGCAUGUCGAUGGCACUACCCGAACGUCACAUUGGGCUAAAAAGGAAGUAGCUGUCCCUGGGAAUGAAGCGGCUAGUCCCUUGGGAUUCGAGCCAUUUUAUGUCCGUGGACCAGAUUAUGAACGUAGCAUCCUCACAGGCAGUGAAUCUCCAUCAUUAGCCAUGGCAGCCCAGCAAACACCAGCAACCAGUGAAGCACCGUGGCAUUCCGCAUUCCCUGCCCCUAAAGCUACUGUUGGGGCUGUUAGCCGCUCAGAAGUUCUUGAAUGGAUAUCGAAAAACGAGAAGCCACUCGAUUAUGUGCUUGUAGAUGUACGCCGAGUGGAUCAUGAGGGAGGGACGAUAUCUGGCUCCCUUAAUCUACCAGCUCAGAGCUUCUAUGCAUCGCGUCCUACGCUGUACAGCCUUCUAAAGCAGGCCGGUGUAAAGAAGGCAGUCUUCUACUGUGGCUCAUGCAACGGUCGAGGACCCCGUGCUGCUGGUUGGUUUGCCGACUACCUUCAGGAACGCGGGGAGAAUGAUAUGCAAAGCCUGAUUCUCGAGGGGGGUAUUAAGGGAUGGGUAAAGGCUGGGGAUGAGUAUGUGUCACGCAUGGAUGGUUAUGAUGCUGCUGCUUGGAAGUCAUGA